AUGGAUCUCAGCAAUAGCCUUUUUGGAAACACAGCUUGCUCUGCAGAUGGCCAAGCAAUUCAAAACCCAAUGAUGAAAGCAAUCGAACAAAUGAUGACUGGCGGAGCUCUUAAUCAAGUAGAUUCUCAAUUUCAAGCAGACCUUGGCGAUCAUUUUGAAGAUGCUUGGGAAGCUGCUGAACUAAUGCCUCCACCAGACUAUGGCGAUUUUGAAGGGAUGUGGAAAGAAAGUCUAAACCAAGCCUCUGAAAAUUUCGAAGAAGCUUGGCAAGGUGCCGAAUAUACGCGAGACAUCGCUGGAUCCAUUCUAAAUACCUUAAAUCGACAAAAUGACCCUAGAUUCAAAAACUCAGAAUUCUAUCAAUUCGUACAAAAACUUCACACAGGUCAAGCAAGAUUUGAGGAUAAUCAAAUUGUUGAAGAUUUUGGAGAAAUUUGGGCGAACUCUAAGCCUGAAGCAUUAGCAAAUGAGCCAACGUUUGAGCAGGUGUGAAGUGAAAGAAAAGAAGAUGAAUUAGAUGCAGUCAUUGGACAAAAUCCUGAAGUGCAGGCCGCUUGGGAAGCUGCAAAGGAAGAAGCUGAAAGAGCUUGGAAAGAACUGAAUCCUGAAGAAGCAGCACUUGAAAGUGCUUGGGAGGAAGGAAAAGGACAAGAAAACGAAGAAAUGGAAAAAGCAUGGCAAGAAGUAAAUGAGGAGGAAGAAGAAAACUAUGAACAAAUUUGGAAUGAGCUGGGGAAUGAAGAGUACCAAAAUAUGAUGGCAAGCUGGGCAAAAGCUUGGGAAGCACCAGCCAAAGAAGAAUAUGGAUUUGAAGAAAUGAACCCUUACUUAGAUGCAAGCAACCCAUUUGAGAUUGCUAUGAUGAAAAUUAAAGAAGGGAAUACUCCAGAAGCAAUUUUAUGCUUAGAAGCGGAAGUACAAAUGAAUAAAGAAAACUCUGAAGCGUGGCUGUGGCUCGGGAAACUGCAGGCACAGAAUGAUGAUGACACAAAGGCAAUUCAAGCAAUGCAAAGAGGCUUAGAAGUGGAUCCAUAUAACUUAGAAUUGCUAAUGCUAUUAGGAAUCAGCAACAUAAAUGAGAUGGAUCAAGACGAAGCACUUAAAUAUUUACGAGCUUGGUUUGCAAACCAUCCCGAUUACUCCGGUAUCAUAAUCCCUGAAUCUGUGACAAAAGAUGAAUUUAAAGAAAUCUUCCAUGCAGCUAUCGAAAUCCACCCAACCGAUCCUGAUUUAUAUUUGGCUCAUGGAGUUUUACAUUUUCUUGACGGCGAUUAUGUUGAUGCUGAAGACUCAUUUAGGAAAGCUCUUCAAAUUAAGGAAGACGACGCUGGAUUGUGAAAUAAGCUUGGGGCUUCUCUUGCAAAACAACUUAGGCAAGAAGACGCCUUGCAUUGCUAUUAUAAAGCUCUGGAAUUAAAACCUGACUAUGUAAGAACUUGGACAAAUAUUGGAAUUGCAUAUUCAAAUUUGAAAGAGUACGCGACUUCAGCCAGAUUCUACUUGUGUGCACUUUCUCUCAAUAAUGAUCUCCCACACGUUUAUAAUUAUUUAACAACUGCGUUUGUGUGUAUGGAAAGAAGUGAUUUAUUGAUGAAGCUUGAGGCUAAAGAUCCUAUGCUGUUCGCAGACGAAUUUCACAUCAUUAGAAGAGGGGAUCUCCCUAAAACUCAAGAAUGGGUUGAAGACUUUACAAAUUUAACGAUUUAG
This is a messenger RNA of Blepharisma stoltei, 1707 nucleotides long. The record is from the annotation of a GenBank genome assembly. NCBI's taxonomy places the organism in Eukaryota, Ciliophora, Heterotrichea, Heterotrichida, Blepharismidae.